AUGAUGCUCGGUUUUCAGCCAAGGACCCGUCUAAGCGCACAAUUUCCAGAGGAGGUGGACCGGGAGCCCGUGGUGAACACUUUCACAGCGCCGAUGCAGCGUUUUCCUCAGGGGGCGCCUGUGUGGUCACGCCAGUACAAUCAAGCCGGUCAGCGAUGGUUACCCGGCAUGGUGACGUCAUCAAGAGGUAGGCGCUUGGUUAUGGUGGACACCACCGGAGGAAUGCAGUGUCGUCACGUGGACCAUCUGCGGCCACGGCACCUCACAACGGUGGCAAAGCAGGAGCUCUCCGCGACCCGGUCUUCUGAGCAGCAACCCUCACCACGUGAUCCACCCUCACAUGACCAACCUUCGGCAGGCGACAACAUCGAGUCAACAGACUUAUCGCUGUGCACAUCGCGGUCUCCCAGUGAGACCGAUUCAAGGACACCGACGGCAUCGGAACUUCCCAGGCGUUCUACGCGCAUAAGAAGGCAGCCAGACAGACUUGGCUUCGUCUAA
Molecule: messenger RNA, 501 nt
Organism: Rhipicephalus sanguineus (brown dog tick)
Lineage: Eukaryota; Metazoa; Arthropoda; Arachnida; Ixodida; Ixodidae
Exons: 1
Coding region: 1-501 (166 amino acids)
Source: RefSeq, a predicted model, not a curated record